This is a messenger RNA of Chilo suppressalis (striped riceborer), 4725 nucleotides long. NCBI's taxonomy places the organism in Eukaryota, Metazoa, Arthropoda, Insecta, Lepidoptera, Crambidae. The record is from the annotation of a GenBank genome assembly.
AGCCAAGUUGGACGGCGUAAAGACAUAUAUGCGCAUGCGGCGAGUGCCGACUCAUCUGCAGGUGAAGGUGAUCAAGUGGUUCGACUACCUGUGGCUGACGCAGAAGUGCUCCGACGAGGAGAAGGCCGUCUCCUGUCUGCCUGACAAGCUUAAAGCGGAGAUCGCCAUCAAUGUCCACCUGGAUACACUGAAAAGGGUGGAGAUCUUUCAAAAUACAGAAGCAGGGUUCUUGUGCGAGCUGGUAUUAAGAUUACGGCCAGUGCUGUUCUCACCUGGUGAUUUCAUUUGUAGAAAAGGUGAAGUCGGGAAGGAGAUGUACAUAGUGAACCGAGGGAAACUCCAGGUGGUAGGCGACAACGGCAAGACUGUCCUAGCAACACUCAAGGCGGGUUCUUAUUUUGGCGAAAUAUCCAUUCUGAACAUGGGCACGGCAGGAAACCGGCGGACAGCAUCAGUGCGGUCCGUCGGCUACUCGGAUUUGUUCGUGCUCAGCAAGAAGGACAUGUGGGACGUGCUAAAGGAGUAUCCAGCUGCAAGAGUACGCCUAGAAGCAAUAGCAGUCAAGAGACUUGAAAAGUAUAAAAAAGCACCUUUGGAGAAAGUGGCAAUGGGUCGCUGCCAGUCAACGCCCGGCCUCGUGGAGACCAGUGGGCGUAUUCCUAUAGAGGAUAUGCAGCUCCCACCAACAUCGACAGUGCCACCUAUGCACCCCUCACAUCCGCCUUCCUACCGGGACCAGCUUUAUAGUUCGUCAGUAAGCCCUCUUCGUGUAGCAUCUCCUGUAGCAUCGUUAGCAUCAAGCGUCAGAAGCAGUGCAGCGGGCGGCGGCAGCGUGGCAGCAGGCAUGGCGCCUCGAGUACUGCUUGACUCGCACGAAGUGCUAGAGUGCGAGAUCAAGCGGCUCCGAGAGCGACUGUACACAGUGGAGACGGAGAACGCCGCCAUGUCCGCCAAACUGAGCCAGCAACAGUGGGAAGUGGACCAGAGGUUACAAGAGAUUGAGAUGCAGAUUUGCGGCGGCAGUUCGCUCAGCUCUCAGGAGGAAAACGAGCGAAACCGCGAGAGCAUUAUUUAACAGCGCGCCUCCCCCGCGCCCUUGCGCCCGUUGCCGCCACUCCCAGUGCUGCAAUCCUCCAUCGUAUACUAAACCCAUAAACUUUACGUGUAGCAACCCCAAGCUCUCGACAUCUUCUUCAAACCUAACCCCUUUACCAUGAUGUUCGAGUGACAGUGAACCUUUUACGAAGACUCAGUGUUUGUUAUGGUGAGUAAACAUUAUUAUUGGUAUAUUAAAAUACGAAUUAACUUUAUCAAAUUUAUAUAUACUUAGUAUAUACAACUCGCCAAUAUUGUCGAGUGCCGCGGAGUGAGAUUUUGCCGAGACAAUAUUUAUAAACUGUUUAGAUACAUCGAGAAGUGUCGAAUGCGUGUGUCGUUCCGCUAUUUCCGAUGUUAAAUUGGGCGUAUGUCCUAUAGGGCAAAUGUUUCGUUGUAACUUUUUCGUAAUUGGUAUGUUCAACGACAAAAUAACCUGGACAAAUUCGAAGUUCAUAUCUAUCCUAUACGGUAAACAUGUACAAGUUUUGUAGCUGAUCAUACCAUUAUUAUUCAGUUAAAUUUCAACUUACCUUGUUCAGUUAUUUAAUAAGUAAGGAAUUCUACUUAUUCGUUGUGAAUUAUUGUUUCACUGUUUUUGCUCAUGGUAUCUAAUGGCGAAAUGUUUCACUCGAGUUGGAAAGUUUGUUGUACAAAGUUUGCCGUAUUGUGAAAUUACUAACUGGAACUAUGUGCCAAACGAGAGGCCAAAGUGUAUGUGUUAUAGAUAAGAUUUUGAGUUCACUGUUAAAGAAUUGAGAAAUUGAUAUUUUCCUUAUCCUAAAUGGAUAUAUUUGAGCUUUAAUUAUAAUAAAAUCUUGGAAGACUCAAUCAAACUUUCUUAUUAUUGCGUUGAGCUUUUGUUAUAUGAUCUAAUCUGUAGUAUUUAGUUCAGGCAUCAUCAAUAACUUUGGUAUCUUAAUCUAUGUAUAAUAUAUUCGUGAAAUAUUUAAUUCUGAAACAGUUUUGCCCAAUAUAAUAAAGUAAAACUUGACCAUAGAAAGUUGUAAUUUGUUAUAUAAAAAUGGAUUAUUAUCUAUGUAAUAAGGAAUGUAGCUUAAAACUGAUAUAGAGUCAGUUUUGAUAAUUUAAAAUCACUACUGCCAAAUAAAAUUUAAGUAGAUAAAACAAAGUGUUUUAAUGUAAAGAUAUUAGUGAUGACAAGAACGUUUUGUACCUAAUAUUCCUUCUAUUUAUCUAAAUUCGUUUGAUAAGAUGUAGCAUCUAUGUGGUCUACAGUAACGAAUUCAAUUGUUGAAUCAUAAUUUUUCUGAUAUUUUUUCGAAUGUUCUAAAAUGGUACCAAAAAUACGAAAGAAUAGUGAUUAAAUAUUUAGGUCGUUAUCUGUGAAGUUGGAGUUUUGUAAAAAUAACAUCUUUUGAAAUUAUCUAUUUCACUGGCGUUUUUUAUAACAAUUCAAAGAAAUCACAAGGUUAAAGGACACCUUUUUUAUAAUUAAUUAUUGUAAAAUAAGGUUUUUUUGUUGAGAAACGACGUCGAAGUUACUUUUUAACGUUUAAUUACGUCAUUUGUAUCGAAUCGACAAUUUCAUAGAUAAAAAACCUAAAUAAAUCAUCUGUAAGAAAAUUUGUAAAUAGUCAUUCUAAUAUCUAUAAAAUCGUGUUUGUAAGCUAUUUUCAUUGAUGCGAUUAUGUUUGAAGUCAAGAGUGGAAGGAGUUGUUGCGAGGAAAACGAAGAACCUUUGUAAGAAGCAAUGGAUUAUUCUGAUAAAAUUACAUUAUUAAACAUGUUACUUUAUGAUUUCAUAUAGCAAUAUAGUGCUGAAACUGAUGGAGUUUUAUAUUGUUUAUACUGUAUAUAAAUUAUGUAUUGAAAAUGUGGCAGAAAUAUAUAUUAUAUAGAUUUUUUCCGUUCUGGUCCUCCUCUUGCUCUAUAAAAAAAUGUAAUUUAAAAUAAUCCCAAACGCCCAAUGGUAUGAAUAGAUAGGCGAUACGAAUUUUAAGUGUAAAUAAAAUAUUUAUUUAUUGUUAUUAUAUUCCAUAAAUUUUUCUUCUUACAUAUUUCUCGAUUAUAAAAAUGAUAAGAGAGAUGCAUUAAUUGAAUAUAAAUAAAUACUGAACGAAAACUGAAGUGCUUUUUAUCAUUAUAAUUGCGUAGUUAUUACUAUUGAACAUAAACAUGGUAUCGUUGAAAAGACAGUGUUCUAUAAAAAUGCUAUUCGGUUACAUGUCUAAAACAAAAACCUUAAAAACACAAGAUUAUAGAUACCAGCGAGUAUUAAUAGGUAGAUUUUGCUUUAUAAACUUAUAGAGCCAAAAUGUAUUGUCAAACGCUAUUAUUACAAUAAUCAGUCACCGCCAAAACCUUUAUACCUACAUCAUUUUACCCAGCUUCAUUGAGAUUUAGGGUUCAGUUAUAGUGCAAAAUUUUUGUUUUGGAGAGCUGUCCGUCGAAGGAAGGAGUUUCAUUUAAAAUCAAAAGGACAAAAUCCGAACCUCUAAAGGACUAAAUGACCCACUAUUUUUGUAUGUCUUUUUGACAGGGCACUAUUCAUGUAUUCAACUAUUUUAAUUGCAUAACAAUAUUAUAAUUAACUGUUUUUCACUGCUUAUAUUACCUCCAAUAGAUCAAUAAAUUAAAAACAUCUGUUCAAGUCGUUAUGUGAAAUAGUAAGACACAAAUCAAACCUUAAGUACGAUCACAAAACAAUAUUAUUCAAAUAAAUUCAUGACUCAAUGAAUGACAUUUAUUUUUAAUGACAAAGCCAUGGAGGUGACAUAACCGAUUGAACUUAAUACAAUCGAUAUUCAAGAGGACAGAUAUGGAAACUUUAUUUCCUUGGAUCGCGCGAACGUUCCAGCGAACUCAUUAAACUUUUCCAACUUUAUAAGCUUGUCGCCCCGAGCGUAUCAAUUGAAAACUAUUUCCAGGUUCGUUUGGCUGCGAAAGACGUAUUAUUGAAAUAUUCAAGUUUCAUUUGAAUCCACAACAAGCGAAGGAGGCAGUGUGAAGUUAUACUUUAUAGCUGUUGAACAGUCUUUUGCAAAAGUUUUCUUUGUUUUAAGCCAAUUUUCAUAAUAACGCACAUAACUAACUUAAUUUGGUAAAUAUAUAACUUUCAGGAAUUUAUACAAUUAGACAGUGUUAAAUUGUGAUAUGUGUUUGUGAGAUUUAUGUUAAAUCGUAAUGUGGUAGUGUUCUUUACCGUUACGACUUAUGCCUGCCGUAUUGGCUAUUUGUGAACAUGACAACAGUCUGUCCUUAUUAUGAUUUAUAAGAAAUGAAAAGGAUUACAAGUUUACAUAGAGCAAACACGAAUAGCCAAGUAAAUUGUCCGCAAAAAGUUCAAUACCAAGUUAGCAAUCACUGUUAAAAGAAUUAAGCAUACUCUUCCCUGACCUGAAUACGAAUGGCAUUUUUAUAACAAUAAUAAUAAUACAAUCGACAAUUAUAUCGAAAGAAAUGCGAUUAUUUUUAGUAAUUAUAAUUAUUGUAAGUAAUUUAUUUACCUUCAUAAUUGGACCUGAUCUGAUGAUGCAGAAUUGUAUGAGGUCAAGAAUUGGUCGGUAGUGUGUUGCAGUAAAAGGCUUGUGCAUCUUAAAUUGGAAAUUCAAUUAUGUAUCGCACAUGAUUCAUUUUAUUGUUAAUAAAAAGAUUAAAUAAUAUAAA